Molecule: messenger RNA, 3053 nt
Organism: Caretta caretta (loggerhead turtle)
Lineage: Eukaryota; Metazoa; Chordata; Testudines; Cheloniidae
Product: sodium-dependent serotonin transporter-like
Biological process (GO): amino acid transport; serotonin uptake; sodium ion transmembrane transport
Cellular component (GO): plasma membrane; synapse; neuron projection
Molecular function (GO): serotonin:sodium:chloride symporter activity; serotonin binding
Source: RefSeq, a predicted model, not a curated record
AAAAUCCUUCCCUUCUCAAACUUCUUCAGCUUGAAUCCUGCAGGAUUUGCAUCAGAGGCAGAAUGUCAGAACAAAACUCUCCAAUUCAAGCGGAUAGCCUUCCCAGACAGGAUAUAAAAACAAACCCCAGCCACACUGCCAACCCUGUGUUGCUCAUGACCCAAAUGGAUUCCCGGGACAAGUGGAGCAAAAAAAUGGAUUUUCUUUUAUCAGUGAUUGGAUUUGCUGUAGAUUUGGGCAACGUCUGGAGGUUCCCUUAUAUCUGUUAUCAGAACGGAGGGGGGGCCUUUCUCAUUCCUUACACUCUGAUGGCCAUCUUUGGAGGAGUACCUCUCUUCUACAUGGAGCUGGCCCUGGGACAGUUUCAUAGGACAGGAGCUAUCUCCAUCUGGAAACGCAUCUGUCCCAUCUUUAAAGGCAUUGGCUUUGCUAUUUGCAUCAUCGCCCUAUAUGUCUCCUUCUACUACAACACCAUCAUCGCCUGGGCCUUGUAUUAUUUCUACUCCUCCUUCACUGGUACCCUGCCCUGGACAAGCUGUGACAAUCCCUGGAACACCCCCAACUGCACCAACUACUUUGGAAAGAGCAACGUGACUUGGACCACCUUCUCUAAGUCACCAGCAGAAGAGUUUUAUACGAGAAAGGUCCUUGAGAUUCAGAAAUCCAGUGGCCUGUAUGACGUUGGCGGGAUCCGCUGGCAGCUUAUCCUUUGCCUUUUUCUCAUCUUCACGAUUGUUUACUUCAGCCUGUGGAAAGGAGUGAAAACCUCAGGGAAGGUGGUGUGGGUGACAGCUACGCUGCCUUACAUCGUCCUCCUCAUACUGCUGGUUCGGGGAGCUACUCUGCCAGGGGCUUGGAGAGGGAUCGUCUUCUAUCUCAGACCCGACUGGGAGAAGCUCAUGAGCACUGCUGUUUGGGUUGACGCUGCUGCCCAGAUCUUUUUCUCCUUGGGCCCAGGAUUUGGUGUUCUUCUCGCGCUAGCCAGUUACAACCAUUUCAACAACAACUGUUACCGAGACGCCAUUGUCACCAGCGCAGUGAACUGUCUGACCAGCUUCCUGUCAGGGUUUGUCAUUUUCACAGUGCUGGGCUACAUGGCUGAAAUGAGAGAUAUGGAGGUGGAAGAUGUAGCAAAAGAUAAAGGUCCAAGUCUCCUUUUUAUCACCUACCCUGAGGCCAUCGCAAAUAUGGUGGGCUCUACCUUCUUUGCCAUCAUAUUCUUCCUCAUGAUGAUCACGCUGGGGUUGGACAGCACGUUUGGAGGCCUGGAAGCUGUGAUCACGGCGGUAAUGGACGAAUACCCUCACAUCCUAGCAAAGCAAAGGGAGCUGUUCGUACUUAGCCUCAUCACCAUAUGCUUUCUGGGCUCUCUCACCACCCUUACACACGGUGGAGCAUAUGUUGUCAAACUGCUGGAGGAAUUUGGUGCCGGUUGCUCAAUUCUGGCGGUGGUGUUACUGGAAGCAAUAGCUGUGUCAUGGUUUUACGGAAUUCAGAGGUUCUGUAACGAUGUCAAAGCCAUGCUGGGCUUCACCCCAGGGAUAUUCUGGAAGGUCUGCUGGGUUGCCAUCAGCCCUGCCUUUUUAGCGUUUAUAAUAGUCAGCUCUCUCCUGGACCAGCCACCGCUCAUGCUGUUUGACUAUCACUACCCCGACUGGAGUAUCUCAGUGGGGUACCUCAUAGGAGCAUCGUCCUUCAUCUGUAUCCCUUUCUACAUGGUGUACAAGCUGGUCUGGACUCCUGGAUCCCUUAAACAGCGUCUAGCAGUGUGCAUUCGACCAGAGAAAGCCAUACGAGACCAGCACGCGGAUUCAGUAUGUAUGUCAUCAGUGCCAUAGUCCUACGGUGCACACAAAGGGACAAUAGACUGCUGUUUGCCUUUACUGUUACUUACCAAACCAACUAAGGGACAGGGAAGAGAAAAGCUGUCAUCACUGUUUAAAUUGCUCCCCUGCUUCUCUCCUUAAGAGUUGUACUCACUGGCCAAAGCUCGCCACAAGGUGUGGAGAACACACCUAAUCCACUCUCUGUGAGCCAUGUCCUCCUUCCAUAGCAGCUGUACACAAACUAGUAAAAGCCUGUACUGUCCAUGUCUUAAUAAUGGGCUCGAUCCAAUCUUCAUUGAAGGCAGUAAGUCUUUCUGCAACAAGAGCUGGAUUGGCCCUUAAAUGUGUCUGAAGUAUAAAUAAAAUUUUAGUCUGAGCGGAAGCCUGUUUGUUAUAGAAUCACAGAGAGGUAGGCCAGGACGGGACCUCAAGAGGUCGUCUAGUCACCCCCGCCCCCCAUGCUAGUCUGGCAACCACAUUUAUGAAGUGGGUUGUGCCCCCAACUCCCCUGUGACUGUACCAUUGUUAGGCCCCAAAGUGGCUUCUUCUUCCAUACCUGCACCAUCUGCUUAAAUGUUAGUUACGCCUUUGUAGACAUGGUUCAGCUUGAGCCGAGGGCACAACAGACCCAACAGAACUCCUGCCUUUGGAAGCACAGUUCCCGGUACCUGGUCUUCAGCCUCCUUUUCUCUGUUACAGCUCAUUUGAGCAUUCCACAAAGUGGAGCUGCUUGGAUUGCCAUGCCCAAACAUCCCUGUAGCCAUGGGGAGAACCACAGGAUGGAACUCUAUCUUGUGUUGUAUUUAAACCUAAAUCCACUUCCCUCCCAUCACUCUUCAAGAUUUUCCCAGCUGGGUUUCUUGUUAUCAAGGAGAUCUUGUUUAGAGAAAGGGUUUGCCCAUCCUCGUCAACAGCCCUUCCUCCUCCCUCCUGCAGUGGGGUUUGGAUGGUACUUCAUUAACAUUGCGCCAUGACCUGGCUGCUAGAUCAGACAGGUGCAGACAGUGGACUGCGGAGGAGGAAUCUGUUCUUCACACACAUGUAGGGGAAAGAACAGCCAGGUGGGGGGAGUAAAUAGAUGUGUGUACAUAGUCUUUUUUUUUUUUUUUUUUUUUUUUGCAAUAUUCUGAGCCAAAUUUAACUGGCAAACAAUGUGGUAAGUUCUGUAUUAGAUAUAAAUUGGCCAGAAAAUAAUGGUAAGGCAUAGAGGAAUGUAACUUGCAUCAA